This is a messenger RNA of Talaromyces marneffei, 2190 nucleotides long. RefSeq lists its product as uncharacterized. Lineage: Eukaryota; Fungi; Ascomycota; Eurotiomycetes; Eurotiales; Trichocomaceae. The transcript has 2 exons. Gene Ontology annotation, biological process: transmembrane transport; fungal-type cell wall biogenesis. The coding region runs from base 1 to 2190 and encodes 729 amino acids. The record is from RefSeq and is a predicted model, not a curated record.
AUGCGGUUAUCUUCAAGUCUCUCGUACCUCGUGGCCGUUGUGGCCUUCUCGCCCUUCGCCUCCGCCCUCCGACUCCUCGAAUCGACAUCAUUAAUACAAUGUAUGGAAAAUUCGAACUUCUCAGCUUCUCUUUUUCAGGUCACCUUCACGCCCGAUAACAAGACGCUCGCUAUAAAUAUCAACGGUAUAUCGUCGAUAUCUGGCAAUGUUACGGCAGAAGUUGUAGUUACCGCGUACGGAUUUCAAGCACUAAAACAACAGCUGAACCCUUGUGAUUUGAAAUUGGAUGGUCUAUGUCCUAUGCAAACCGGCCCCAUCCCAAUCGAAACCACCAUUACGGUCACCGACUCGGUGGUCAAUGCCAUCCCCUCAAUCGCUUACAAUGUCCCUGAUCUGGAUGGGCAGGUUUUUGUAUACAUCUAUUCCAGAGAUACCGGUGAAAAAAUUGCCUGUUUGGAAGCUAGCCUUACAAACAGUCAGACAGUCCACCAAAAAGCUGUUGAAUGGGUGGUCGCCGUUAUCGCAGGUCUUGGUCUUGUGGCUUCUGCCAUCACUUCAGGACUGGGUCAUUCAAACACCGCUGCACACGUCGCUGCCAAUGCAUUGUCCCUUUUCGGGUUUUUCCAGGCUCAGGCCAUGAUUGGUGAUACGGCUGUUCCGAUGCCACCCAUUGUUGAAUCCUGGACGCAGAAUUUCCAGUGGAGUAUGGGUAUUAUUCAGGUUGAUUUUUUGCAGUCAAUUGCGACAUGGUAUCAACGAGCCACUGGAGGAACUGCAAGCCAACUAUUAGCAAAUCUGUCGACCACUUCAGUGGUUAUUCAAAAGCGAUCGCUCGACAUUGGACGGAACCUCUAUCGACGCGGCCUACAUUAUUUUGGAAAGAGAGCCUCCGACACAGGCUCAACAGUGACGCUUUCUGGAUUAGAGCGAGUUGGCUUCAAGGGAGAUAUCGAAGCCACCAACAUUUUCUUGACCGGUUUAAUUUGGUUCGUCGUUUUCGUCGCCUUGGUCAUGAUCGGCGUCGCGGCUUUCAAAGGUAUUUGUGAAUUGUUGAUCAAGUACAACAAAAUGCCAAGCGACAAGUUCCAAGAUUUCCGAAACGGAUGGAAAAUUGUCAUGCGUGGUAUUCUCUUCCGUCUCACUCUUAUCGGUUGGGCUCAGAUGUGUGUUCUCUGUCUCUGGGAGUUGACUCGGCGUGACUCCGCCGCAGAAGUUAUUCUUGCGGUGAUUAUGUUUUUGUCGAUGGCCACAGUGCUCGGCUGGGCUGCUUUCAAGGUCAUUACACUUGCGAAACGGUCCAUUGCUAUGCACAAGAAUCCAGCAUAUAUUCUCUACUCCGACCCGGCCUGUUUGAACAAGUGGGGCUUCUUGUACGUCCAGUACAGGGCCACGGCAUACUACUUUGUCAUCCCUGUGCUUGGUUAUUUGCUUAUCAAGAGCAUGUUUAUUGCCUUUGGACAAAAGGCACAAGUUGUCCAAGCCGUUGCUUUCCUGAUCAUUGAGGCCGCCUUCUUGGUUGCCGUCAGUGUGAUUCGGCCGUGGAUGGACAAGAGAACCAACAUCUUCAACAUUUCUAUCGCCGCUUGCAAUUUUUUGAAUGCUAUUUUCCUGCUAAUAUUUAGCAACGUUUUCAACCAACCAGGAAUGGUCACGGGUGUUAUGGGAAUUGUCUUUUUCGCCUACAACGCAGUAUUCGCCAUGGUUCUUUUGAUUCUGGUCUUGAUUGCCUCUAUAUACGCCAUUGUCUCUAAGAACCCAGAUAUGCGCUACCAACCGAUGCGCGAUGACCGUGGAUCAUUCAUCAAGAGCAACACUGCUCUCAACACCGAAUUGGAUGCCUUAGCCAACACCGCUCGUGGCGGUGGCGAGAUGGAACUCAAAUCAACGGCCUACCACCCAACAUACGAAGAGUCGAAUUCCAUUUCGAACGGCAGCGGUGCUAGCUUAAACCAUCGUGGACAACACGAUAUGAACAAACCACCUUCAUCGCCUAUCGAUCCAUCUGUACCUCUAUUCCCUAGUCACGCACCCCCGUCAUACGAACCAAACGUAUACGGCCGGGACAUUGAACGAAGUCGAUCACCGGCACAGAUUGGAGAUUUCAAUCCUGCCUCUGCAUUAGCCAUGCAGAACUAUAGACAACAACACAACGCCAGUCCCUGGCAACGAGGCGCCGGGUACGAUCAUUAA